Owenia fusiformis is the source of this 606-nucleotide messenger RNA. The record is from the annotation of a GenBank genome assembly. NCBI's taxonomy places the organism in Eukaryota, Metazoa, Annelida, Polychaeta, Sabellida, Oweniidae.
CUGUGGUGAAAACGGAAAAAUUGUAGCCUUUGAUGAUUUCAACUGUGGAACAAAAACAGCCACGGUAACAUCGCCAACAACAAUGGCAUCGUCAACAACAAUGGAACCACUGACAACAACAGUGACACCAUCAUCAACAACAGUGACACCAUCAACAACAACAGUGACACCAUCAACUACAACUCCAAAACCACCCACAACCAGGACCACGAGAGUAACCACUUCUACAGGUAUAAUAUUAAUAACACAUGGAAUUGGCGUCUUGGGGCAUCUAAAGGUAAGACAGAAAGAUCAAGAUGUACCUGAUAUUCUUAACACAGCAUCAAGUAAGUGAAUUUUUCAGCAUUUUGAAUAUCUGGCCUGAAAAGUAUCAAUUGCAAUGCGUUUUAUUUGUCUUUCUCUUUAGGUAUAUAUGAAGUACACUCAGUUUUUGUAAGAAUCUGAACAUCGCGUAGUCAUAACUUGAUGUUCAUAUUUCAUUUGAGCCCCCAUUGUCCUGUAUCGUCCUGCCCUGUCCUGUUGUACAUUGUACUGUCGUUGUGUAAUGUCAUAUCAGUAUAUUGUGGGAUGCAGUAUGAUGUCGGAGUAUGUAUGUAAGAAGAUGAU